Episyrphus balteatus (marmalade hoverfly) is the source of this 1074-nucleotide messenger RNA. Its product is annotated as putative nuclease HARBI1. The record is from RefSeq and is a predicted model, not a curated record. The transcript has 3 exons. The coding region runs from base 1 to 1074 and encodes 357 amino acids. NCBI's taxonomy places the organism in Eukaryota, Metazoa, Arthropoda, Insecta, Diptera, Syrphidae.
AUGAAAAUGGACUUUUUUGAAAUUGUUGAUGAUACCCUUAUAUCGGAGGAAAACGAAAUUGGUUUGUUUCGAUCAAGAAAAAAACGGGUGGUUAGAAACAGACCCAACCAUUUUUUAGAAUGGGAAGAUGAAGAGUUUAGAAGAAGAUUUAGGCUUAAGAAGAAAACCGUUGAAUACCUAUUAGGAUUGAUAGAAGACAAAAUUCAACAUAAAACAGAAAGAAAUCAGUGCGUUCCUCCCCUAUCCCAGUUAUUAAUAGCGCUAAGGUUUUAUGCGACUGGAAGUUUUUAUAUUUCCAUUGGGGACUUUGCGGGAAUUGAUGCAUCCAGAGUAUGUGUGAUAAUUAAAAAAGUCACUAAAGCCAUUGUAUCUUUGCGCCCAUUUUUCAUCAAAAUGCCAACGAAUCAAAACUAUACUUUAGUUCAACAAGCAUUUUAUAAGGUAGCCAGAUUCCCUAGGGUAAUUGCAGCAAUCGACUGCACACACGUGCGAAUAAUUUCGCCAGGUGGCGAAACUGCUGAAAACUUUAGGAAUAGAAAAGGCUAUUUUUCCAUAAAUGUUCAAGCACUUUGCUCAGCAGAUUUAAAAAUUCAAGACGUAGUUGCAAGAUGGCCUGGCUCUACACAUGAUAGCCUCAUAUUUGCAAGUUCUGCGAUAAAAUAUCGGUUUGAUAGUGGACAUUUCAAAAAUGGCAUUUUACUUGGUGACAGUGGAUAUGCUUUAAAUAGUUAUCUCAUGACUCCUCUAAGCGAGCCACAUACAAGAGCAGAAUGCUUAUACAAUGAGUCACACAUUAGAACUAGAAAUGCUGUAGAAAGAUGUUUCGGGGUAUGGAAAAGAAGAUUUCCAGUUCUUAGCAUUGGAAUGCGUUGUAAUUUGCCGCUCGUGCAAGAUGUAAUUGUGGCAACUGCAAUUUUGCAUAAUUUGGCUAUCGACCAAAAAGAUGAAGAGCCACCAGAUGAUCCAGAAAUUGUUGUAGAUAUUGACGUAUUUACGGAUCAACAUUCGCAUGACUUCCAAACUCACAAUCAGACAAGACAUGUUUUGUUAGACUAUUUUGCAUCUCUUCUCUAA